Molecule: messenger RNA, 129 nt
Organism: Brugia malayi
Lineage: Eukaryota; Metazoa; Nematoda; Chromadorea; Rhabditida; Onchocercidae
Exons: 2
Coding region: 1-129 (42 amino acids)
Source: RefSeq, a predicted model, not a curated record
AUGGAAACAUUAGAGUGUGUUGGAUAUUCAUUAAUUGAAAUACUCGGAUUUCUGUUUCUGAAUUUGUCGGUUUUUUACAGGAGUUGCGUAAAAUGCAAGGUGAAAGUAUGCAAUGAUCAAUUUAAAUAA